ACCCCCCUCGCCUGAGCCGCCUCCGCCCGCCGGCCACCAUGCUGCCGCCGGCCGCCCGCCUCGCGGCCCGCCGCCUCGUGGGGCUCGCAUCCUCCUCCGCCUCAGAGGCCGCGGCGCGCCGCCUCUCCCCGUCUCCGAUCUCCUACGCCGCCGCGGGUUGCUCCUCCAGGCUGUUCUCCACGGCGCUUAACUACCACAUCAAUUCGCCGGAAAACAACCCCGACAUGCCGUGGGAGUUCACGGAGGCCAACAUGAAGAAGGUUAAUGAGAUAUUGUCUCACUAUCCAAGCAACUACAAGCAGUCUGGUAUUAUUCCGAUGCUUGAUCUUGCCCAGCAGCAGCAUGGUGGAUGGGUGCCUGUUGCAGCAAUGAAUGCUAUUGCUAAAAUCGUUGGAGUUGCUCCAAUCAGAGUAUAUGAAGUUGCUACAUUUUACACAAUGUUUAACCGGACUAAGGUGGGUAAAUAUCACCUUUUGGUGUGUGGAACCACACCUUGCAUGAUUCGUGGUUCACGGGAAAUUGAAGAAGCCUUGUUAGAUCAUCUUGGAGUUAAACGGAAUGAGGUGACCAGCGAUGGUUUAUUUUCUGUUGGAGAAAUGGAAUGCAUGGGUUGCUGUGUGAAUGCUCCCAUGAUUGCUGUGGCCGACUAUUCUAAAGGUUCAGAAGGUUACACAUACAACUAUUAUGAGGACCUGACUCCUAAACGAGUUGUUGAGAUUGUUGAGAUGCUGAGAAGAGGAGAAACCCCUCCUCGUGGCACACAAAACCCAGAGCGGAAAAACUGUGGUCCUGCUGGAGGGAACACCACCUUGCACAGUGAGCCGAAGCCUCCACCAUGCAGGGAUUUAGAUGCUUGCUAGGUUUGCUUUGAAUUACAAGCACACAAAUAAGUUGGGUCACACUACGUGGUGUGGAAACUGCAACAAAGCAAGGAGACGCGUUGUUUGUAUUCUGAUCCUGUUUCGUUUAACGAUGGUUACCUCUGCCAGCAUCUUUUUUCGCUCUUUUUGCACCAUCACAGAAAUGGUACAUUGAUAAUAACAGUACGUUAUUUUGUCAGGUGACAAGAGGCGGCAGUGGUAAAAAGAUUUGUAUUCGAUUUUCGGCAAAGAUAAACAUCUGGACAUUCACUUAUUUGGCA
Molecule: messenger RNA, 1141 nt
Organism: Oryza brachyantha (malo sina)
Lineage: Eukaryota; Viridiplantae; Streptophyta; Magnoliopsida; Poales; Poaceae
Product: NADH dehydrogenase [ubiquinone] flavoprotein 2, mitochondrial
Exons: 10
Coding region: 39-860 (273 amino acids)
Biological process (GO): mitochondrial electron transport, NADH to ubiquinone
Molecular function (GO): NADH dehydrogenase activity
Source: RefSeq, a predicted model, not a curated record